This is a messenger RNA of Closterium sp. NIES-67, 2033 nucleotides long. The record is from the annotation of a GenBank genome assembly. Lineage: Eukaryota; Viridiplantae; Streptophyta; Zygnematophyceae; Desmidiales; Closteriaceae.
AACGUGACGAGGCGGCAGCGCGGCAACGAGAGGGGAAUAUUCUGGGAGCAUCCACAUGGCCAAGUUGAGUCCUUGGGCAGUUCUUGAGUCACGAGUCUCGACUGAGUAGUUCCGAUGAGCUAGCUAUCUGAGAGUUCAUGGCAAGGGUGUUCCUCUGGCGUGUCACAGCAGUUCGCCUUGGCUAUGCUGUCUUGGGAAAUUUUCAAAGAUCCGCCUCACUGGAAUUAGGCCGCUGGGCUUCCUGACACCACUGGUGUCUUCUCUCGCUCGAAUCUGAGUUGCCUCACUUCCUGGGACUAGAAUCUGCAGAAAGUAUAGAUCCGCUUCGGAACCGUUCACUCGUAAACGGCGAUCCUGAUUCGGCCUGGCGUUUUAUCUUUUCCGUUCUUUUCCGUUUGAUCAUCCCGUGGAGCCGCGCAAAGCGUCGAUGCCAAAUUCCGAUAUCUCCGCCAGUGGCGGUGGGACCGAUUGGCUGUCGACAGCUGUCCUCGUGGCCGGCGGGACGGCAGCAGUCGCGGCCACGUUUUACCUCGUACUGAAGCCGCUAUACGAGAGGUUCUUGCGACGCGACGUGCCUUUCGGGCCCGAGACGCACCCCGUUAUCAAGCUGCUGCUUAGACGCCGCCCGGUCCACGCGAGUCACAGGGGUGGCGCCAGAGCAUGGCCCGAGAACACCAUGCUGGCAUACCGCAGUGCAGCUGCCGUUGAUGCUGCUGCCGUUGAUGCUGCUGCCGUUGAUGCUGCUGCCGUUGAUGCUGCUGCCGUUGAUGCUGCUGGCUCUAGUGCUCUUGGCAGUGCGUCGGCCGUCGCAGUCAACAGCAGCAGAGCACGCAGCGGCUGCACGAGCAGGCUCAGUGGUGAUGGUUUUGCACCUGGGGAGGAGGCUGGCGUUGGACGCCAUUCCGAUGCUGCUGAUGCUGCUGCUGCAGGCCGUGCGUCUGAUGAUUCCCCCGCUGUUGCCGCUGUGCCUCUGCUUCGCACGCAGCUGUUGGAAGUGGACGUGCAGCUGACUAAGGACCAGCAGCUGGUGUUGAUUCACAAUGUGACGGUGGACGACACGACAGAUGGCAGCGGGCUGGUGGAGAGCUACACGCUGGAGGAGCUCAGGUCAUUGGAUGCUGGGUAUCACUUUACGCGGGAUGGUGGCAAGACAUUCCCGUACAGAGGGAAGGGGCUGCAAAUACCGACACUUAAAGAGGUGUUCGAUGAGUUUGCUGGCUACAAGGAUCUGGUCUUUUAUCUGGACUUCAAGCUGCCUAAAGCUGUCGCUCCAACACUCGAGAUGGUGCGGGAGUAUGGCUUGGAGCAGCGGAUACUAAUGGGAGCUGUGCCUCCGAUAGCAAAUAGAGAGGUUCUUAGGCUGAAGCCCAAGUUCGUGCCUGCCACGCCUGACCUGCACUCCAUGAUACUUAUGUACAUCUGCUACGUGGUCGGCAUUCUUUGGCUUAUUCCGAUGCGCCACGAGAUGGUGGGAACAACGGCAUACAGAUGGGGAUACAAGGUUCUCAACCGGGAUUUUGUUGCUGCCUUCCAUAAACGAGGGAGAUGGGUUUCUGUGUUUGGGGAUUACAUCGACCACAAGGAGGGGCAGGAGGAGUGCAUAGCAAUGGGAUGUGACAUGCUCUUCUCAGACCGCCCAGACAUUCUCCACGAUACCAUUUCCAUGCUGCAAUCAUGACGCCAUGAUCACAUUGCAACCAUGUCCACGCUGCAAUCAUCACGGAAUCCCGAUGUUAUCAUCACACCCUGUUGAUGCGUCGUGCAGUCAUGCUGGAGCCACCUUCUUAGAAUUACCAGCUGAUGCAGUAAAUACGACAUGAUAUUCAGGUCUAUAAUUCGAUUGUUGUAAGGGCGUAUUCCUUUGAACCGGGAUCAGGAUCAGACUGGUGUUGUACUGUCAGGUGCAAGGGAGGAAUUGAACUUCUGUGUGAGUGCAAUCGUAAUCCCUGUGUGUGGGAAGCGCAGGAAUGCGCUCUCAUGUGGCAUCACUAGAAGUGCUCACUAUGGGCGAUGAUGUAAUCAUGUUUGCACCU